AUGAGGAAGAUGCUGGCCGCUGCCGUGUCCCGCGUGCUGUCGGUGGUCGCCCAGAAGCCGGCUCGCAGAGUGUUGCUGUCGUCCUGUAACUUUUCAAACAAGGCUACGUUUGAAAUGAAGAGCUGCGAUCUUUACCUGUUGGAAAAGGGUCCCCCGGUCGCGACGGUCCUCACCAGGGAGGAUGGAAUCAAGUACUACAGGAUGAUGCAGACGGUGCGCCGCAUGGAACUGAAGGCAGAUCAGCUGUACAAACAGAAAUUCAUUCGUGGUUUCUGUCACUUGUGUGACGGUCAGGAAGCUUGCUACGUGGGGCUGGAGGCGGGAAUAAAGCCCUCGGAUCAUGUCAUCACGUCCUAUCGGGCUCACGGCAUCGGCUAUACCCGGGGACUUUCCGUCAGAUCCAUUCUGGCAGAACUGACAGGUCGAAGAGGAGGCUGUGCCAAAGGAAAGGGAGGCUCGAUGCACAUGUAUACCAAAAGGUUCUACGGGGGCAACGGCAUUGUGGGGGCGCAGGGCCAGAUAGCAGAAACAUACAAUAUGGCAGCCUUGUGGAAAUUACCUUGUGUUUUCAUCUGUGAGAAUAACCUCUAUGGAAUGGGGACAUCUAUUGAGAGAUCAUCAGCCAACACGGACUAUUACAAGAGAGGCAAUUUUAUCCCUGGGCUGCGGGUAGAUGGGAUGGACAUUCUAUGUGUUCGGGAGGCGACAAAGUUUGUUGCUGACUACUGUAGAUCUGGAAAGGGGCCUAUAUUGAUGGAGUUGCAGACCUACCGCUAUCAUGGACAUAGCAUGAGUGAUCCAGGACUCAGUUACCGCACACGGGAAGAAGUUCAGGAUGUAAGAAGUAAGAGCGAUCCUAUUAAGCUUCUUCGAGAGAGAAUGCUAAGCAAGCAGCUCACCAGUAUUGAUGAAUUAAUGGAAAUCGAGGCUAAUGUGAAGAAAGAAGUUGAGGAGGCAGCCCAGUUUGCUACAACCGAUCCGGAACCACCUUUGCAUGAAUUAGGCUUUCAUCUUUACAACAAUAAUCCACCUUUUGAAGUUCGUGGUCCGAAUCAGUGGAUCAAGUUUAAGUCCAUCAGUUAA
Sciurus carolinensis (gray squirrel) is the source of this 1083-nucleotide messenger RNA. It is a transcript of the gene Pdha2, whose product is annotated as pyruvate dehydrogenase E1 subunit alpha 2. The transcript is spliced from 2 exons. The coding region runs from base 1 to 1083 and encodes 360 amino acids. Gene Ontology annotation, molecular function: oxidoreductase activity, acting on the aldehyde or oxo group of donors, disulfide as acceptor. NCBI's taxonomy places the organism in Eukaryota, Metazoa, Chordata, Mammalia, Rodentia, Sciuridae. The record is from RefSeq and is a predicted model, not a curated record.